GGUUGUUCUGAGCAGGAAUCAAGCAGCUAUCUCUUAUGGAAAUGCCUCGGAGCUGUACUUUUUUCAGCAUGAUGUGAUACGAGACUUAGCCUUGUACUUGGGAUUCAGAGACAGUGCAGUCCAUAGUAAAAGGUUAUUUAUGCCUAGGAAGGAGAGUAGUUUACCACAGAAAUGGAAAUUGCAUACUAAUAAAACAUUUGAUGCUCAAAUUGUCUCUAUUCACACAGGUCCUAUGAAUGAAACUCAGUGGGAUGAAAUGAUUUUUCCAGAGGCAGAGGUUAUGGUGAUAAUAUUUGCUUCAAGAGAAUACUUUCUUCCCCCAUUUUUGAAAUCCAUGAAAAAACUAAAAAUUCUCAUGGUAUUCAAUUAUGGUUCAAAAAGGGCCACAUUGAAAGGAAUAGAUGCCUUAUCUUCACUCACUCAGUUAAAAGUUCUUCGCUUGGAGAGGUUGAUUGCACCAUCGGUUGAAAUACAGAAGAAAGCAAUACAAAACAUAGAGAAGCUCUCUUUAAGCUUAUGUGAAGGGUUUGAAAGUACCUGGACAUUGAACAAUAUCAAGCUGCAAGAUUUUAAUCUGGAUCACUGCAGUGAUCUGGAGGUAUUGCCUUCUGGAAUCUGCCAUAUGCAAUCCAUUGAGAUGCUGUCUGUUACAAAUUGUCAUCUUAUUCAGAAUCUACCCUCUGAUAUUGGGAGUAUGAGCUGUCUAAGAGUGUUAAGGCUAUCGGCAUUACCAGGCCUUAAAGAACUUCCUUCCUCAAUUGGAAAUCUCUUGUGGCUGGAAUAUCUGGACAUAUCAGUAUGUGAGGGUUUGAAAAAACUUCCAGAGGAAAUAGGAAAAUUGGGGAAAUUGAGUGAAUUUGACAUGAGGGAGUGUUCUCGUUUGAGGAGGCUACCUAGAACCGUUUGUGGGUUAGGUUCGUUGAAACGUGUCGUCUGUGAUGAGGAGAUUGGAAAGCAGUGGUUGCGGGCCAAGAGAUUUUCUAUCCCGGGACUUGAAGUAGAGAUUGUGGAAGCAGAGUUUAAUUUGGAUUGGCUUCAUGAUUGAGAUCUCUGCACAUUUCUAACACUUCAAAUGCAUUUCUUACCUAGCAAAUAAAGUUUUAGGUGUAUGCAAGUGCACCACAAAAUAGGCCUAGUAGAUAUGAUAUCAACUAUUUUAUUCUUUCAAUAAGGUCGGCUAUAGCAUAUAGAAGAAGCCACCGAAAAUACGAUCAGUUACUUUUGAUAUCGAAUGUAUUUUCAGUCCCAUUUGCCUUUGGCAGUGGAUUGGAGAAUCAUUGUUUCCUAUUUAUAUGUAUUGACAUCCAUACAAAUUACAUGGAUUUUUCAA
Cryptomeria japonica (Japanese cedar) is the source of this 1330-nucleotide messenger RNA. Its product is annotated as probable disease resistance protein At4g33300. The record is from RefSeq and is a predicted model, not a curated record. Lineage: Eukaryota; Viridiplantae; Streptophyta; Pinopsida; Cupressales; Cupressaceae. Bases 140 to 1045 code for a protein of 301 amino acids. Gene Ontology annotation, biological process: defense response to fungus. The transcript is spliced from 2 exons.